Mytilus trossulus (common blue mussel) is the source of this 4379-nucleotide messenger RNA. RefSeq lists its product as uncharacterized. NCBI's taxonomy places the organism in Eukaryota, Metazoa, Mollusca, Bivalvia, Mytilida, Mytilidae. The transcript has 2 exons. The record is from RefSeq and is a predicted model, not a curated record. The coding region runs from base 920 to 1816 and encodes 298 amino acids.
AUAGAAUUUAAGUCCUGUACUUAAAUUCAGUUAUCACGGUGCGCUGUACUAUUACAUUGGUUGGUCAUUAGUGAGUUUCAGAAAACUCAAAUUUCAUUGGUGGUUAGUGAACCAUACAAUUUGACGUCACGAUCCUUUUUUAAUUCGGGUCCAACAGGAGAGGCUGCUUAAAUAACUUGUUGUUAUCAGAGGAAAUUUUAUUCAAAAUAUUCAGCAAAAAAUUGUCAGGGAGUAUUUUAUGCUAUAUAAUAAUUUUUGAAAGGAAUUGUUAUAGCUGUACGCACAUUUUAAAACAAGGAGUCGUGCAAUAGAAAAGACAAAUAUUGACGUUGUUUAUCAAAAAACAAGGAUACAUGUACACGUGUGUGGUUCGACCACAUGGCUGAAAUCAAAAACAAAUAUAUUUUUUUUUUCUCUUUCAAAGUUAAUUUUAUUUAAUUUUCUUUAAGUGCCAACAGUUUGGUUUAGAUUUGAGUCUCUUUCAACGGGGAAAAGUAAAGUAGUAAAAACUGAUGUUUACUUUGAAACAAGGAUACAUGUAACUGACCUACAGAAGCACAUGGCGAGCACAUGGUUUAUUGAAUUUUCUUUCAAUGAUUUUCCGUUGCCGUUGCUAACUUUCAAAUAUAAAUAAAUGGUAAAUAAUGCUUCUUGGUAACAUGUUAGGACUACCAGAAUUAGAAAAAUAUUUUAUCUGGCGAGUUUUGAAAUAACCUUUCGUGUUGGUAUGCGAACCGGAGCCAUUGCAAAAUAUUCAAUUCGUUGAUUAAUUGUGUCCAUUAUCAUGUGAAAGGAGAAUAUCAUCGUGGCUACACGCCUACAUUAAUGUGUUUCAAUACUUGAAUUUAUAAGACGAGUCCUGGUCCGCAUACUUAAUUUAUUUAUUGUUUAUUUACACACUUAAUGGAAUGUACCCAGAAUGCUUUGUAUUGUUAUCAAAUAUGUAGUUCAAAGUACUGAGUUCUAUCACUUAAAAUCUGAAGCAAACUUUAUACAUGGUUUCAGAUGUGGGAACGUAUGCAUUACAUGUAUGCAUAUUAUUGCAAAACUUCUGUUCGAGGAACAAGAAUCCACCUUAAUAAUAAAUACACUAGUCUCCGUUGUUUCGCCUUCUAUGAAAGAGUUUCUCCGGUGUACAAGAGGAGUCAUGUCAGCACAGCUCAGGCGGUCUGCCAGGAAAAGGAAAAAUUUGCCAAUACUGGCUGCUGCAUCAGCAAGGAAAAAGGUUAACCAGAGAGUACCUGACACUAUGUCAGUAACUGCACCACAGUUGCCUACACUUGAUACUGGUACACCAUUCAUACCCAUUACUAGUUCUACUGGUACAUACCCAAUGUUGUUUUCACAGACAGGGGCAGGCAUAUAUACCAGCGCAAGUACAGGGCCAGUCGAUUUGACAAGCACAGCUAAUACCCUGUUAUACUCAAGAGUACCACUACCAGACCAAAGAGUGUGCAACACUGUUACCAGUCAAGAUCCUCCAGAACAUUCCUUAGGUAAUACUAAUGGUGCCUCAAGUUUUACAAUGCCAUUUAGUACUUUUGAUCACCCUAUUCAGAUACCCAGCAUGCAUGCUAAUAUUGCUUUUAAUGUUUCUCAAAGUAUCAGAGAAAAAAUUAUGAAAAGUGAAUUUAUUGAUUUAGGCAUUUUGUUAAUUAACAAUACUCAGCAGGCUACACAAAAGCUUGUUUUUAGAGGAGGUGAAUUUAUUGUGCAAACAGAAAAUAUGCAAAACAAAAUUGGGUCUAUUGACCAAUGGACAUCAGCAUUUAUCAUUUUUGUUAGUAUAUAUAUAUUGUACUGUGCAUUCAGGUAGAUUACAAGAAUUACUUAAAUACAUGUCAGUUGUACGUUUGGGCGCAAAAAGAAAUCCUAAUAAUUUAGGUUGGAAGUUAUAUGAUGAGCAAUUUAGGUUGCGAAAAACACUGGAUCCAGCAAGUUCAUGGGCUAUAGUAGAUCCAGAGCUUUGGUUAUUAUAUAUGGCUGAUAGUAUUGGCACACAAAAUUUGGAAGUAAAUGUAGUUUCUUCUGGUUACAAUACAUUUUCUGCUAAUAGAAAUGUGGUUAAAACGCCAAAGUGCUAUGCCUUUAAUUAUAAGGGCAAAUGUUUCAAUUCAUUUUGUCAAUAUAGUCAUGCAUGUAUACAAUGUCAUGGUGUUCACUCAGUUAUAAACUGUCAAUUCAAGCAAUAUAAUUUGCCUUCGCAAAUAAGACCAAAUCAACAGCCAGAAAGACCCCAGCAGGGAUACCAGAAGAUUUAAACAUUAAUUUCAAACUAUAAUUGGGUCCCUUGUAGAUAGUUCAGUUGCCCAAAGUACAUGUACCUAAAACAACAUAUCAAAGAGGUGUAUUGGCCUUUAAUGAGUUCAGAAAUUGUUUGGUUUAUAAAUGUAUGACCAUUACCAUUGUAUGAAUUGUGCAAUUUUAUAGCUAUUUGUUUCAAGCAGUUACUCGCAUUUCUCUAUCAAGUGUUAUUUAGCAGUGAUAAUUUUUUUUUUUUUCCAGUAGUUUGAAUGUCUUGGGAGAUUUUACAAAAAUUGAUUAUAAAAAAUGAUGGAGGGAGUUAACCGGUCAAGGCCAAAUUAGGGAUUCAAGAUUGCCUAUUACCAAAGAAUUAUUUCUAUUAAUAGUUAAAUUCUACCGUUUAUUAUACCCCGCUUUAAAAAAGGGGGGUAUACUGUUUUACCGAGCUGUCCUUCCAAUGAAUAUUUUUCGUCUCAUUUUUUUCAGAAACUACAAUACAAGGAUUUCUGAAAUUUGGUUUCAGGGUUUAUCUAAGUCAGCUAUACCGUGUGAUGCGUUUUCAGAUUGAUCACUUGACAACUUCCUGUUUACCGAACACUUGUAUGAUUUUACACAUGAUAGCCAAGUUGAAAAUUUUCGUCACAUUUUUCUCAACAACUACAAUACAAGGAUUUCUGAAAUUUGGUUUCAGGAUUCAUAUAAGUCAGCUAUACCGUGUGAUGCGUUUUCAUAUUCAUCCCAUUCACUUGUUUGUUCCUCCAGUUAUGCAGUUAAGUUGUUUAAAGCUGCCUUCUCGUUAGCCAAUCAUGGUCUUUUGAGAUAGGAGAAUUAGUUUUGUUUUGUGUUUUUGUCUCGGUGAUAUAAAUACAAUAUUGUACCCUUGACAAACUUUGUAUAAUUGAUCUUGUGAAAAUUUUUACUGUAGAUAUAUACAGUUUUUUACGAUUUUUUGAGCAACUUUUCUAGUAGUUACAUGUAACUUGAAGUUUGCUUUGAUUUAUUGUGGAUGUAUUUGGCUCACAGCUUGGCAGCGAACCUCCAUUUUAUGGCGGUUGACAAUGAAUCAUUAUUCUGUUUCACUGUCAAUCUGGCAUAAUUCGCUGCAUCAAAAAACAUUUUGUUUUAUGAAUAGGAUCAUUUACUACAGAUCUAGAUGAACAAUGUAAGGGUUUCGAUCCAUCACCUGUGUUCCCACGGUGAUUUCCAAAUUGUUUUAAUCCUAUCUUCAGUUACCAUUAUCUGUGGUAGUAAUUUAUAUAUAUAUAUAUGACAGUACGGUUGCCAUAAUCAGCAAUAUGCGGGUAACCUCAUUUUUCAGUUAUAUACAACAUGUAUAAAUUAUGAGAAUAAUAAUAUUAAAGGCUGUGGCCAAAUACUGCCAAUUUGUUGUUUGGUUUUAAUAAGCAUCUGGGAUAAUAGAAUUUAAGUCCUGUACUUAAAUUCAGUUAUCACGGUGCGCUGUACUAUUACAUUGGUUGGUCAUUAGUGAGUUUCAGAAAACUCAAAUUUCAUUGGUGGUUAGUGAACCAUACAAUUUGACGUCAUGAUCCUUUUUUAAUUCGGGUCCAACAGGAGAGGCUGCUUAAAUAACUUGUUGUUAUCAGAGGAAAUUUUAUUCAAAAUCCCUCCCUCCUCCCAAAAUGUAUAUUUAUUGUAAAUACAAUUUAUUAGAAUAAGAUACUGCCUGUGUUGUAAUUUAUAAUUUCAGGUGAUGUUUCAGUUGUCAUUUGUUUGAACACCUAUAUGUAUUUGGCCAAUUGGACAGACAGGACCUGUGAAGAAGUCUGAUCGAAGUUAUCAAACCUUCCAACAAGACUUUGAAUUUAUUAGGCCUGUGAUUUGCAUAAUUCGCUGCAUCAAAAAACAUUUUGUUUUAUGAAUAGGAUCAUUUACUACAGAUCUAGAUGAACAAUGUAAGGGUUUCGAUCCAUCACCUGUGUUCCCACGGUGAUUUCCAAAUUGUUUUAAUCCUAUCUUCAGUUACCAUUAUCUGUGGUAGUAAUUUAUAUAUAUAUAUAUGACAGUACGGUUGCCAUAAUCAGCAAUAUGCGGGUAACCUCAUUUUUCAGUUAUAUACAACAUGUAUAAAUUAUGAGAAUAAUAAUAUUAAAGGCUGUGGCCAAAUACUGCCAAUU